Pangasianodon hypophthalmus (striped catfish) is the source of this 3460-nucleotide messenger RNA. It is a transcript of the gene trim35-28, whose product is annotated as tripartite motif containing 35-28. The coding region runs from base 270 to 1694 and encodes 474 amino acids. The transcript has 6 exons. The record is from RefSeq and is a predicted model, not a curated record. NCBI's taxonomy places the organism in Eukaryota, Metazoa, Chordata, Actinopteri, Siluriformes, Pangasiidae. Gene Ontology annotation, biological process: protein ubiquitination. Gene Ontology annotation, molecular function: protein binding; zinc ion binding; ubiquitin-protein transferase activity.
GCUCGGGCAGGGGACGCGGAUUGGGUAAGCUGAACAGCAAAGGGACAGGAACUGGAAAACACGGAACUUCGAAACGCGGAUAUUUACCGAAAUUAGAAAGGCGCUAACAUUUAAAAAUUAACAAAUUUACUGAAACAAAAACUUACUGAGAUUCAAAAGUCAAGACUGGGAGAGUAGUGGUGUGUGUGUAGGGGGGGAGAAACCCGUAAACGUCUCCGUUUAUAGUUACAGGAGGUGAGAAAGUGAAAGUAAACGCAGGUCUUACCAACAUGGCCUCCGCGAUGGACGAGGAUAUUACCGACAGACCGUCUCUUCUCGAGUCUGACCUGAGCUGUCCGGUGUGUAGGGAUCUUUUCCGCGACCCUGUGCUACUCUCAUGCGGUCACAGCUUUUGUGAAGAGUGUCUGGAGAACAGCUGGAAGAACAAAAACACCAAGCUGUGUCCCGUGUGCCGGAAGAACUGCGACGGAGAGACGCCGAUCCCGAACCGGGCCCUGAAGAACACGACCGAGUCUUUUCAGAAAGAGAAAGGAUGGCGCAUUACAGGAGCUCCACAAGUGAUCUGCGGCUUACACCAUCGCGAUCUGCAGCUGUACUGCAUUCAUGAUGAGGAGCCCAUAUGUGCGGAGUGUGUUGCACUGCAUUCUGGCCAUGAUGUCAAACCUAUAGACCAUGGAGUUCAGUACUGCCAGGAGCUGCUCGAAUUAAAAGUCAAGAUCCUUGCUGACAAAUUGGAGUCUUUUAAGAAGCUGAAGAAACGAUGUAACGAGACAGUCAAUUAUAUUCGGAGCCAGUCAGAGGAGGCAGAGAAGCAAAUCAGACAGGAGUUUGAGAGGCUCCAUCAGAUUCUAAAAGAAGAAGAAGCCUCCAGAAUUGUAGCCCUAAAGAAAGAAGAGGAGCAGAAGACAAAGAUGCUGAAGGAGAAGAUUGAAAGCAUCAGCCGUGAUAUCACCACUCUCACUGAACUGAUUCAGUCGUUGAGGAGGGAGAUGACUGCAGAGGAUUUGGUUGUCCUACAAAACUACCAGAGUCUUAAACAAAGGGCUCAGUGGACAGAUGAAUCCCAGAAGUUUCCUCAUGGAGUUCUCAUCAAUGUGGCCUUGCAUGUUGGAGCACUGGAUUACAAAGUUUGGGAGAGCAUGCGGUCACAGGUCAAAUGUUUUCCAGUGCUGAUGGAUCCAAACUCCAGUUCGCCAUGGCUCUCCAUGUCCCCUAGCUACGCAAGUGUGAAAGAGAGCACAGAGAGGCAAUCAGUCCCAGACAACCCUGAACGCUUUGACCCCUGCGUCUUUGUCCUGGGCUCGGAGGGUUUUAUGUCGGGUCGCCAUCGCUGGGAGGUCUACGUAGGUGAUAACCCAAAGUGGGUCCUCGGAGUGUGUAAGGAGUCUGUGGCCCGCAAGAGGAAGUUCACAGUGACUACGUCAGGAGGCGUGUGGAGCAUCGGCUUGAGUAAAGGAGCGUACAGCGGUCUGACUUCUCCUCGCACCCCACUAACCGUAGAGAAGAGGCCAGAGACAAUCAGGGUGAAACUCAACAUGGAAAAAGGAGAGGUGUCCUUCUGGGAUGCAGACAGUGGGGCACACCUCAUCACCUACAACGACAAAUUCCCUGAGAAGCUCUUCCCUCUCUUCGGCCCUGGGCUCCACAAAACUCCUAUGGCUAUCCAGCCUGCUAAACUCACCAUCCAUAAGUAGCAAUGAUAUGCAUAGGGGUGUAACGAUACAGUAUGACAUAUCAUAUUGUUCAAUACAAGGCUCUUGAUUUGAUAUAUUUUCGUAUCAAAACACACAUUCAACAGAAUGCAUAAUGAAAUGAAUACCUUUGCGUCUGUGCCAACAUCACGGAGAUGAACACACACUUUCUCUCUCUCUCUCUCUCUCUGUCUAUCUAUCUAUCACUCAUUCUCUCUCUUUUUCUCUUUGGGAAGUUUGUAGCUGCAAAUAUAAGACUUGCUAUAGUUCAGAACGCAGGACUCAAAAACAAGUUGCCAGGGUUGCCAGGUUUGAGGAUUUUACACCAAACAGGGAUAGUUUUGAAACGAGGUUGCAGGUUGAAAAAUUAAGUCAGUGAAAGCGCAAAGAAUGAGAAAAGGAAGAAAUAGGGUGGAACUGGUAACCCAGCACACCGGUGAAAGCUUAGAUCGCCACUGUUUAAUGAGACAUGUUUUAAUUUUUUUUUUACAUUCUAAUUCACAGAGUCUGCUCACACAAGCGCCGUGUCAUUAUAAAUUUUCAAUGACUUUUAUACUGUUGAAUGUUCAAAAAUAUCAACUGUAUCGAAAAUGUAUCAUAUCAAGAUGCCACUGUUUCGUAUCGUAUUUGGAUUUUGUGCAUCACCCCCAGAGUAAACAUAUUAUGCACAUAUGAGCAUAAAAAAGUAUGGAAAUGGAAAGAGAACUCUGUGAAAGAAGGGGGAGUCGCUACAGUUUUGGAUGAAAUACUGAGGUUAUGGUUUGAGUAUAUUGUAAGCUUGGGAACCAAAUCCUAAAGCUAGAUAGAUUCUAAUCUAGAAAAUAAGUCUUGCUGCACAUUAAUUUAUGAAAGAACUGUUCAAAUAUCAUACUAAUUUGUGUCAAUGAGUUGGAUUUAUGAACAUAUAAUGUUUAUUCUUAAAAUCCUUAAAUUGUUGAAACUUUUAUAGGUGAUUAUAGGCCAUUUAGCAAGUUUGCAAAUUUCUGUAUUUUAUUUUCUUUAUUUUUUUGCUGGUAAAUUUAUUCCCAUAUAUUGCUGUGCCACAAGUUCCUCCUAUUACCACCCUAACAUACAUCUUUCUUUUUGCCUUUUCUGUCUUUCCUUUUAUCUUUUAUUUAUUGUCUUUUCUCUCUCUCUCUCUCUCUCUUUGUUUCUUCUCCCCUUUUAUUCUCUUAUCUUACUCUUUCUCUUCCUUCCCUUAAAUUAAUUUCUUUACAGUAUUCCACUCUGUCAUGAAUGUUAACAAUUUCAAACUGCUGACUUUUAAAACUUAAAAUAUUUUUAACGUGUCGUUAAAAAAAUCAUUUUAGCUCCUUGCAAGCAAUGAAUUCUCUUCAGGAAAAUACAUACACAAUUAAGAGGGCUUCAGAUAGAGUAACAUUUAUUUUACACUUUGUCUAUAUUAAAAAUGUAAUUUACAUUCCGUAAUAUAGAGCAAAACUGAUGAGAGAGGCAUAAUAUGAUUUGACAUGUCAUAAAAUUGAUUAAAGUAGGUAAACUGAUUUGCAUUACCUAAUGAUCAAAAGAGUAAGCCAGAAAUGUAAUCAUUCAUAAAUACCAUGGCCUGGCUACCCUUGGACUACAGCCAUAACCUACAGCCCUACACUACAGUCUAAUGGAGAGAGAGGGAGAGUUUAUUGUGUUGAAAAUCAUUGAGGCCCGACUGUAUCUAUAGUCUGUAUUUGACUGUAUUUAUAGUGUUACAUUUCACAGGGCAGUCAUGAAUGCAGCCUAAAUCAGAACUGGCUAAAUAAAUCUGUUUUCAAUUA